Microthlaspi erraticum is the source of this 552-nucleotide messenger RNA. The record is from the annotation of a GenBank genome assembly. Lineage: Eukaryota; Viridiplantae; Streptophyta; Magnoliopsida; Brassicales; Brassicaceae.
AUGUAUUCAACAUCACUUUUAGGUCCUCUGUUUGAUAUCACUGGACCUCGUGGUUUCAUAGACCUAGGCGUCACUGCUUCAAAAACAGUGGCGGAAGCACUUUCUAGUAUACGCAAGAGAAACCACAAUACAGAGAACCUGCAACUAAUCCAUAAUAUGCUGCAAACUUAUCGAAAUAGAACUCCGGAAGAUGCUGCUGAUAAGCCUCAAUGGAAAGCCUCAGGAGAUGUGUAUAAACCCUUUUUCAAUACAAAAACAACGUGGCUGCAGCUCAGACAAGAGGGAUCUGUUCUGGACUGGUACAAAGGAGUAUGGUUCUCUCAUUCAACGCCAAAAUAUAGUUUCUGUGCCUGGCUAGCAAUUAAUCGUCUAGCUACAGGAGACAGAAUGUUGUCCGGGAAUUCCAAUGUACACUCCUCUUGUGUGUUAUGUCAGCAGUCUUUGGAAACACGAAACCAUCUUUUCUUCAACGUGGCUGCAGCUCAGACAAGAGGGAUCUGUUCUGGACUGGUACAAAGGAGUAUGGUUCUCUCAUUCAACGCCAAAAUAUAG